GCAGGAGGCUGCAGCUCCAUCAUCCCUCCAUCCUUGCUGGGAUGCACGCGCAGACCCACGCUGCUCCUUCACGCCUCCUCCCCGCAUGGAUGAUAACAGCCUCCUCAUGGAAUUCACACACCGCAGGUAAUUGGACUUUUUAAGAAAAAAAAACAAAAAAACCCACAAAACAUUACAAAAAAAAAGGACAAGAAGGUGGAGGGAAGCCCAGGUGGCCCAAAUCGGACAUGGGACCGCGCCGCGCCGCACGGGAGGGACCCGGUGUUGCAGGAAGAAGAACGCGCUCCUGAAGAAGACGCGGGAGUUUAUUCUUUUUUUUUCCUAGCUUUUUUUGUUUUGAAAUUAGGAAGUGGGGGGGUGGUGAGUUGUGGCAUUUGACGCGUCGGAACGAUGCGCCCCGACCGCCGCUUCAUCCUGCUGCUCCUCAACGGAACCGCUUGUUUGGUGGCCCUAAGCCAGGAGGACCACUCCUCCAGCCCAAAGAGCUCCUCAGGAGACUCCUCAAAGACAGUGGGCCUCCUAAGCGGCCAGACUCCCCUGUCGCCUCUCAGCCGCUGGAUGCUUCACGGUAGAAGCCGGGCCGCCAACGCCACCUCCAUGGAGCUGCCCUACCGCUCGCCUGUGGCUUUCUCCAAGCAGGAGUUUUCCAAACAGGAGUUCUGGGAGAUGCUGGGCAGCGACCUGCUCAAAACCGACGCCUCGGGCUCCAGAGUCAAGCGGCGGCCCAUCGUUAAGACCGGCAAGUUCAAGAAGAUGUUUGGCUGGGGAGAUUUCUACUCCAACAUCAAGACGGUGCGGCUGAACCUGCUCAUCACCGGCAAGAUCGUAGACCACGGCAACGGCACGUUCAGCGUCUACUUCCGCCACAACUCCACGGGGCAGGGCAACAUCUCGGUGAGCCUGGUCCCGCCGGUCAAGGCGGUGGAGUUUGACCUGGAGCGCCAAAGCGUGGUGUACCCAAAGGACUCCAAGAUUUUCAACUGCCGUGUGGACUAUGAGAAGGUGGACCGCAGCAAGCGCACCUCGCUUUGCAACUACGACCCGUCCAAGACCUGCUUCCAGGAGCAGAUCCAGAGCCACGUGUCUUGGAUUUGCUCCAAGCCUUUUAAAGUCAUCUGUAUCUACAUUUCCUUUUACAGCACGGACUACCGCCUUGUUCAGAAGGUCUGCCCGGACUACAACUACCACAACGAGAUGCCCUACUUGCCGUCGGGUUAGAGGACUUGUUGGGGGAGGAAAUAGGAGCGAGUAGUAGCGAGGGUGGGGGGCAGAGUCGUGAAUUGUUUUGGAUGCCACUGUGUAGCCAGACUGGAGGGAGAUUUUAAAAGAUAUAUGCAAACCAAAACAGCAGUACGCACACCACAAAGUCGUGUGGAGUGGACCGGUAGAGAACACUGCAUAAGUUCUUACCUCAAACUGUAUCUGUCUCCCCAUGAAGUCCCUUGUCCUCCCAGUGUGCUUCAAGAGCGUCCGGCAAUUUAGGAAAUAUUUCAGCGUCUGGACCGGACCGUACCUUCUUUCCUGUAUUUACUUCCCUCCAAACGGUUGAAUGUAAAGCAGUUCCGGUUGUUUUGAGAGGAUGUCUACUGUAUGGUCUCUACUGACCACAAAGUAAAAUACAAGAUAAAAACCCUAUGAGAACUGGCAGAACCGCGAAUUCAUUUGGCACUCUGGCAUCAUACAGUAAACCCACUGGGCCUACAAACUAUGAACUUUCCUUCCUGGGUAUGUAGACUUAAACCUUAGCCCAGUCUGUCAGAAUGCAACUGAAGUGGAACUCACACUGGGACUGGUUGCCCGAGCACUGUCAAUGUACCCUUGAGCUAGGCACUGAGCCCCCAACUCAUAUUUACAAAUCCGAGCAGGUUUGCAGGGGCGUGACGUUUCCACGCAGCAGCUCACUUCCACGGUUGAGUUUGGAUUAGUCAACCUUGAUUAGGCUUGCAUUUCUAUCAUUUCCACGUAAUUUGCCCAUGAAUGAAACAAAGAAAGAACAUGCGCCACGGUAAUGUAGAGUAUUUUUAGAGAGGUGACGAGCAGAAAAAGUGAGCCAACAAGCUCUUUUAAUUAAAGUUGUGACAUAGCGAAGAAUGCAGCGCCGUCUUUUGGUGGUGCGGGGGGGUUGGUGGAAGAUCAAAAAAAGAUUGCAUUUUGUUGCCAUCAGGAUCCCUGAUUUCACGCCUUGAUAACUUUCAUUGUUUCCUACAAACACGGCGCUUGCUGCAGUUAUUGCAGAGAAAUGAAAAUAUUAUCAUAAUAACUGCAUAUCAUUUAAUCUCCGUUAGAAGUAAUUACGCUUUCAGCGAGGGGCCCCGCACGCACAGCAUUCCUCCACAUCCAGCUGGCUGACGCGGGUACGUUUUAGCGUGGAGCUCGCGGUUCAAGUUCAACCGCGACUUAAACGCCCUCAUUUAUAUAAAUGGCCGGCGGCUGGCCCGUCUCGUGUUGCGCUUGUAAACAAGAGCUCAAAAAUAGAGCCAUGAAUCAGCCUGACCUUUGUCGCGGUGGAUGAGCUGCCUGCGUACAGUAGGUUUUAAUUGGUAAAGUAGCAUCGUCUUCUAUUGGCCGACAGCUUGUUCCCGACUCCUCAUGUCAUAAAAGAAGAAAAGACAAAAAUAUAAGACGCACAAAUUAACCUAACGACCAGGAAAUUGCUAAUAGAUGCCACUUUUUCCUGCAGGGUGUGUUUGACGCGCACCUCCUUUCUCAUUCAUUCCGUCCACAUCAGAGCCGGUAUUGAUUAGUGGAGCUUUACUGUCGAAACUGACAUCCUGACUGGAUGUUCUCCCCUGCUUGCUUUCUUAAUUAGCCCGACUUCUAUCAGCAUUACACGGCUUACAUUUGUUUACAGUGUAGUAGUUUGGAGGCGGUCCUUGUGAUGUGGGUGUCAGCAAAAAAAAAAAAAGCAAAAAGCAAAGUAUGAUGCAUUGAGGAAGAACCCAAUAAAUUUGGGGUGUAUGUCUGCUGAGUGUAGCUGGUUUUUGUCUUUUGCAGUGCUUGCUCCGUAAAAACGCCCUUUGGCAUUCCAAUGUGAGAUAAACGUUCAGUCUGCCCCGGCCUAGAAAAGGCUUUUAACUGUAAUUAAGGCUCUGUCCACACGGAAACGUUCCUUUUUGGCAGGUUGAGAACAAUUCGGCGUCCACACUGUGCCGGAUUAGGAAGUAGUUGCAUUCAGACAGGAACAGAUCACGGAGUGAAAACGAUGUAAUACACAAGGCACACCUACGUGUGGCGCUGUAAGCAGACGCACAGAUGGAACCACGUGACACACCAAACUCGAAGAAGAAAGAACGCAUGCGCACAAGUCCGCCGUCUUCCCCUUUCCCGAGGUUCAUCUAGACUUAACGACAAAAUGGAAUUACUUUUGGGAGUCAUUUUGGAGAAAAAUGCCACAAAACAUCAGGAGAAUGUCGACGGGGGUGAGUCACGUCAGUCAAAAUAUUCAGAUGACAUGUUGGCUUCUCGUCAAAGCUCACUUGUGGUCACGUGACGGUGACGAGGUGGCGAUGGGUCGGUGACAUCAUCGUUUUCGUAAAACAGCGAUUUCGGCUAUUUACAUGGAAACGACAAGCCGACGAUGACAGACUUUCCCGCUCCGUUUUCAAAAAAUACAGUUUCAGGGCACCCAGAAUGUCGUUUCCGUGUGCCGUUUUGACUAGUGGAUAGCUCCUACGUCUUUUAACAUAACGAAUGUGAUACAAUGAAUGUUAAGAGAGGUCAUUGAUGUCAUGCCAGGGUCCGGGCUCAAGACAGUCAUAGAAAGUGCGCGGGGGGUGGGGGGGGCGUCACCGCCUCGAGGAGUGCUGCACUGGUGCGUUAAUGUGCUUCACGCGUACAUCACCCGCCAUCAGAUGUCUGCAUGUUCCUCUGCCACAUCCCUGCCCCCCCGCCCGCUAGUGCGACCUCCCGGUGCCUCCCUUACCCCGCCUGUGAACCCUGUUCCCUCACCGCUGUCCCGCCCACUCUCUCGUGAGCAUUCGAGCCGAGUCGCUAAUCUCUGCGAGCUUAACGCUGCACACUGGCAGCAGGAACUUGUCGUUUCCCGUCUCGUUAUCUCUAUCUUAUCAUAAAAGCACAAGCGGCCCCAAGUCUCGUCCUCUGUUCAAAGCAUCUUAGAUAAGACCCUGGAUUGUAAGGAUCGGGAAUCUCAUUGAAACAAGAGUGCACGCCCCCAAGUGACCUCAAAACUCCGCCUCCUGCCUCACCCCCCUGUCCUGCAGAGACGUUGGCAUCGCUGGCACACACGCUGGAGUCAAAGACGAGUCACGACCAUGACUCGCUGCUGCCGGGAUGUAACCCCGUCUCCACUGGGCUACGUAGCCACCUGCUAAGUUUAACAGCAAUAGCCGCCCGCUGAGACUCCGCCUGCUGAGAGUCUGCCUUCUUAGACUCCGCCCAUGAGUAGUGACUAAACAGACCUGUUGCUGGUGGAUCUAUUUGGCCUUACAGACUGCGACACCUCAGCAAAGGAUAGUAACUAUAAACAUACAUAUAUAAAUAUGAAUAUAUAAAUAUGAAUAUAUAUAUAUAUAUAUAUAUAUCAAGACUGAAUAAAGUUGUAUUUAAAUGUGGGCUCUUUUUUGUUCCUGCCUCAUGGGUUUGUUUCUGUGUCAUGUGGCUGAUGAUGAUACUGUACGGAUGAUAUGAUGCCAUUUACUGUGCUUUUUUUCCCAACAUU
This is a messenger RNA of Dunckerocampus dactyliophorus (ringed pipefish), 4678 nucleotides long. RefSeq names its product neurexophilin-1. The record is from RefSeq and is a predicted model, not a curated record. NCBI's taxonomy places the organism in Eukaryota, Metazoa, Chordata, Actinopteri, Syngnathiformes, Syngnathidae. Gene Ontology annotation, molecular function: signaling receptor binding. Bases 391 to 1218 code for a protein of 275 amino acids. The transcript has 2 exons.